AUGGGAGACGCCGGUGGCUGGCUUCCGGGUUUAUCGUCGGAUGAGUUGCUUGUUCAGGGGUUGCCCACAGCCCCCGACACCGCGCGUGAGCCUGCCAAGACUGUGCGGACGAUUUUGGCGAAGAUACUGAGCGAUGUUCCUCUGCUUGAGCACACGAGUGCGGUGAAGCGAAGAGCAUGCUGUGAAGAGCUGGUCGCUAAACUGAAGGGGAUUGAGUCCAUCGAGCAGUGCAAUGCCCGAUCUUGCAGGUACCUGUUAGAUAAGCUACUGCGGUGUAUCAACGACUGGCACUUAGUGGCGUCAGAACUGCUGGCUGGGAUCAGGCAUUUAAUCCAACUAUUGGACAAGCUGUACGCCAAGAAAUCCUCCGCGACUGAGGAGGAAUUCUCUACGACCGAGGAGUAUACUAGUGAGCCGGCCAUGAACGAAGCGACCAGGAGCGAAGCGACCAGGAGCGAAGCGACCAGGAGCGAAGCGACCAGGAGCGAAGCGACCAGGAGCGAGGCGGAGAACACAAAUGCUACCGUCGUGCCGGAGUGCGGCGCAUCCGAGGGAGUUGCCUAUGACGCAUCGGACGGAGGUGAAAGAGAGGAUGUAAUAGCCGGGAGUAGAAUAGUGAACCAUCAACUGGUGUAUGUGGAGUACCCAGAAUGGUUGGUGCAGCCUCAUGAACAAUCCACUCAAUGGAGGAUAUCGCACCCGCAGGCAACUGACAAACCGUUGCUCGAUAUACCUGCUUGUUUGCGACCGCAGGUCAUUUUGGUGGCGGGUGUGUUGGUCAAUAUCGAUAUCUCGGUGUAUGGGGAAGUCAUGCGGCGACAGAUCACGUCCAUCAUGUCCAGCGCGUUGCAAGAGGAACCCGAGGCUUGCUUGUCGGCCUUCGGACCGGAGCGGUUUUUGAGGGAGAUCCUGGUGCAGACUUCAGGCGAGCGGGACCCCCAGGCAAUUCACUCUGUCUGCGAAGUGCUUUCCGUCGUCCAUAGACACUGCCCCUCCGCCUUCCCCACCGUUUCCCUGGUGCCGGAGCCGGCGCUGCACGUCGACCCGGUCCUCUCACAGGCAUUCGACGCCGUUUCCCCGGCCCUCAUGCAGCAUCUGAAUCCGCCACCGUCGCCGUCGGCGGCGCCACCGUCGUCGUCGAUGACACCCCCAGCUUCGGCUGACGCUACGGUUGACCUGCAGGCCGGUGGUUCGGGUCCGUCGGUGGGUGCUCCGGACGGUGUGCGUAUUCCGCGAGUGGUGAGUGCAAGUGGGUCGUCUCCGUCGUUGGCGGAGUCGGCAGGGGACGACUGGUGGAAGGAGCAGGAGUGUGCACGAGCGUUGCGGGACUUUUACGUGGGCGCGUUGCCUUCCUCAGACCCGGUGCUGUACCGGAGCGCGUUGGAGAGUUGUCCAAUGGACGUUUUGGCGGCCGUGUGGGAAGGUUGUUUGGAUAGUGUGGUGAUGGGCGACGGGGAGGAGGACGGGCUCCAACGUAUCGGUCGGCUUUUCCAGCUGAGCGCACUGGUGUGUCCCCGACGGCAACUACGACGAGCAUUCGUGCCGCUGGUGGAACUGCUCAAGCUCUGCUACUCCAAGGACGCCGGCGCAGUCGCCGGCCUGUCGGAUGAGAGCCUACACACGUUCGUUCGCAAUGUGAUCUUCCCCCUGGCCCUGCAAUACUGCGCCUUCGACCACCCAGCGGACGACUGCGACCAUACCCUGCCGUGCGACCGGGUGGCCGAACACCAGGACCAGGCGCUGCGGUCCUUUGUGGACACGUGGAAUGUGUUUAUGGGCAUGGGGAAGAUGCUGCGUUCCGCAUCGGCAUUGAAAAUGGGGCCCAAUUUCAUGGCCGAUACGUAUGUCUGUUUCAGGCACGUCGUGGAAACUGUGGCGUCAUCCGGGAUCGUAGGUAGCACCAUCGGCGCCGUCGUGGCGCUGCAGACGCUUCUGCCUUUCAUGGCAGCAGAAGUUCAAGAAUAUUCGCAUCUGUAUAACAAAAGUGGCUUCGCCAGCAGCACUGUAGCCAAGACCGCCGCCUGUCUGCUGCGAAUCAUGCGCAUCGCUCUCGCUCACUGGCACAACUACACACGGGGGACUGCCGGAGGACCGACUGUUGGGGGAGGACCGACUGUUGGGGGAGGAGCGACGGUUGGGGGAGGACCGACUGUUGGGGGAGGACCGACUGUUGGGGGAGGACCGACUGUUGGGGGAGGACCGACUGUUGGGGGAGGAGCGACUGUUGGGGGAGGACCGACUGCCGAAAAAGGGCCUGAGUGGUUUCAACCGGUUGUUCUAAACCUAUAUAAGUCAAUAGUCAUUGACUACCUGGAACCGGUGUGGAAGAAGGUUGCUCACUCCAUGGAACAGCUGCCGGAGAAGGACUCUGGCCGUCAGUCGUGGAACCAACUGGUGGACUGCACAAAAGCUCUACACACGAUGGUUGGCGGGUGCGAACAGGUCACCCGUGAGCAGGUCGAGAUUACGACCGCCACUCAGACCGACGAGGCCGUGGAAGCACAAGCCGGUGUGGGACCACAAGCCGGUGUCGCACCACAAGCCGGUGUCGCAGCCCAAGCCGGUGUUGCACUGUUGAACGAAGUUGAGGGAACCCCGUUGGAAGUGUGGGUGUGUAUACAAAAGCUAAAUAGUCGUCACCCUUAUGACUUAAGCACUAAGGAGAUCAUUGAUUUGCUGUUGUUCCGCAAGUACGUGAACAACGGUCUAGUAUCGGCCUACAGCGACGAAUGGUACCCUUCAGCGGACCUGUGGGACGACCUGAGCGCUGUGAGUGAGUAUUGCGUAGACUUGUUCAUCCGCUAUCAUAAUUCGAGCUUGCUCAAAGCGGCCAUUGCCGCGGAUGUGGACGUUCGCCGGGCUAUCAGCAGCAUUGACAAGUGCAGGGAGCCGGUGGACUUGGCGAUUUUGGACUAUCUGGCAGGCAACGAGCAUUUGGACCAGAAGGAAGUGUUGAUUGCGUCUUUUAAUCAAGAGCACUUCCCAGUGGGUCGCUGGCACGACGUGUUGUGCAAGUAUAAAAGACGGGAGCUGCUUAUCAAGGAGAUGGGCUCUUGGGCAACUCAAUGGAGUGACGCUCAAUGGAGUGAUACUCAAUGGAGUAACACUCAAUGGAGUGAUACUCAAUGGUGUAAGUAUUUGGUACUUUUGUUGUUGGAGGGAAGGAGUUCGGAGUUGGGUCGGCUCGUUGGCCGAGUGGAACAAGUGAAUCGGAUUGGUGCGGCUUGGAGGUACAGUCAGUUAUUGCUGGGCAGUCGGUUCCCGGUUCUUGCGUGUCCCAUUGACGUAUCUUUUGAGAGCGCGUUAUGGCUGGCGCAGAACCGCGAUGAAUUAUCUCAAGUAAAUGUGCCCAGAGACGCGGGGAAACAUUGGGAGCAAUACAGCGAUCGGUUGUUCUGGUCUUCCCGGUUGGCGGAGGCACCUGCUGCUGGGGAAUGCACGGGGGACGAAGCUACAAAAAAGGUGGAGGAUAAAGUGCUGCAUUCCGAAGUGCUGGGGGACGAGUGUGCAGAAUUGCUACGUCUGGAAUACAUCCGCCGAAUGCAGAAUACGUCGUCAACGGGCGCUAUGUCGUCACCAUUGACGGGUGCUGUAUCGUUAAUGAGUAUGCGGUCGGGAAAGACAAAGCGUAGUGCCUUUUUUAGGAGCCUGUAUUCAGCCCUGCAAAAAUAUUUUUAG
This is a messenger RNA of Gregarina niphandrodes, 3678 nucleotides long. RefSeq lists its product as hypothetical. The transcript has a single exon. NCBI's taxonomy places the organism in Eukaryota, Apicomplexa, Conoidasida, Eugregarinorida, Gregarinidae. The record is from RefSeq and is a predicted model, not a curated record. The coding region runs from base 1 to 3678 and encodes 1225 amino acids.